AGCUUUUUCCGGCUUCUGUCAGCAGAGAUGAACAGCUCCUCGCGGCCGCAGCAGGGACUUCAGAUCUAAUCCACAGCGCGCGCGCGCAGGAUCGGUCACCCCGAAACCUGAAGGAGACGUCCAAAGCCCGGGACUUUCGACGCGGACCCCCGCCGCCUCCGGCGCGCUCAUGGAGAGCGGGGCCCGACUUUUCCCAACCGGAGACGGGUUGAUCAGAUGCCAUUGAUUCACCCCAGCGGCGCCUGUAGAUGCCCCCCAUCCGGGAAUAAAACGGUCGACCAAUGGCUCCCAAAAAUGCGCUGCGCUCCAAAAGUACCGGCGGUGGCCCCGGGGUCGCGGGGCUGCGUGACAAGCGUGAAGUAGAGCCGCGCGGCUCCUCUCUGACGGCGUGGAUGCGUGAAGCGGGGACGAACGGGAGCAGGACGCGGGCGCUGGAUGGGAUGCCGGCCCGGUGGUUUGUGACCAUCGGCGCGGUGCUGAUGCUGAUGAUGCAGAGCUCCUCAGCAGCUGAAGCUGAAGGAGGCCUUUAUGAGUCACUGCGGGGGGCUGACAUCCCACAGGGGCCUGUAGCACUGUCCAGUCCUACUUCAACUCCUGGGACUGAAGACAAAGAAGAGCUGGGUUCUGAUGUGUCACUUCAACCAUGGUCAGAAGUGUUUGCCAAUGCGAGAACAGCAGUCUGGACAGAAACGGAAGCAGUCCGCACCGGGGAAAAUGGCAAAGCUUUUGCUGAGACGGGGAUUGUGACAGGAACUGGUGCUUGGGUAGAAACGGGCUGGAGGCCUGUGGAAACUCAACGGCCCAACGUCCACGAAGACCCGGCUGAGUGGCCUGGACCGGAACAUCUGCAGAUGAGUAGGGAAAUAGAGAGAGAGCAGGCGGCUUUCUCCUCAGUCCUCACAGUUGUAUCAGAAAUGGCAGAGCUGCAGGCGCCAGCAGCAGCAAAGCCUUUGGGGUUACUCUCCAAAGCCGCUUGGACCAGAAGCUUGUCUUCAGUAGCAUCGAAGGCCUCAUCACCGUCUCCAGCUAAAGCGCUCUCUUUGACCUCCUCUGCUUCCCCCUCCUCCUCCUCCUCCUCAGCUUUUGUGAAUGAGAGUCAGACGGAAGCAUCCAUCAAUGUGUCUGUGGUUCCCGGGAACAUCUCCUCCAAUAACAUCACUUUGGACGAGUCGCUGAGCAGCCUGCCAGCCUGGGAUCUUCCCACUGUCCCCGAAUCCCUCCUGUCCACAGUUGGGGACCACGACGUUACACUUCCCGCCAAUGUCACCAGUCCUUUCUCCACCUUCCAGUGGAACACCACCAUGCCUCUGCGCAGCAGAAACACCUCAAGGCUCACAACAACAGUAGCCACAACCACCACAACAUUGCCAACCAUCAGCACUUCAACCAUUCCGAUUUCUACCACCACAGAAGCACCGCCAGAGUCCACCACUCCUCCUCUGAACACAAUCCAGGACACUGUGACCAAUGACAGCUUUCAGUUGACAACUGUAACCACGACAACACCAUCAACAACCACUUUUACUGUCAGCCGUGCCGAAAUGACAACGCCGGUGGCAACAACUGGGAGUGUUGUGAUGUUAUCAACUAACACCACAACUCCAACCGCCCCAGCCACACAGGAAAACCUGAUCAUCACCACCACAACCACAGCUCAGCCUACGACCACCUCUACAACCACCACCACAGCCCCCACCACCACCGUGCCCCCAACCACCACCACUACUACCACUACCACCACCAGCACAACCAUCACUUCAGCUCCCACUACCACCAUCACCACCACCACUGCACCUACAACCACCACAACCCUUCCCAGCACCACGACAAUGGCACCAAGCACGACCAUCUUCAUUCCCAUUCAGACAGCACCACCUCCAACCAUCCAGACCCCCUCUACCACCGGCACAGAGGAGGUUCCUUUGCCCUGUAAUGUGACUGAGAAGUUCUGGGUCAGAACAGUUUUGUCUAUUGAGCUGCGCAGAAACCGUCUGGACCUGAUCUUGAAACAGAACCUCUCUAAAGGAUUGAGCCACGUCUUACAGAGAGCCCUGAACGACUCCACUGCUGUCGCACAGGUAGAGCGAGACGACUGCAGCCCCCACAACGUGACUCUGGGUUACUACGUGACCAGCGGAAAGACUGUCUAUGUUUCCUCUUUUGUUGUCCAAGCCCUGAAUGCUUACGGAUUUGACAAACUUCUGUCUGACAUAAGGCAGCACACCCCACUGGUCAAAGCGGUUCUGGUCCCCGUGGCAGCCUGGCUCCCCAUUCCAAGCAUCCACCUGCAGCUGAAAACAGUGUUGAGGUUUGUUGGUCCGACAGACAACAUCUACUCCUGCAGUUUUGUGCAGAUGUUGGAGCAGCGGCUGGGGAACGCCUUCGAUGAAGCACAGGACAAAGUGUUGGAGACUUACAACAGACUUAGUGUGGAGAUCCAGAGUGUAUCCCAGGAGCCGGGCUCACCGUCAGUCACUUUGGUGUACAUGGUGAAAAACGAGGACACUAUUCUCAACGGUACCAUCUCCAGCGGCCUUCUGAACCAGCUGACGGCAGAGCUGGUGGGGUACUUUCUGUUCUAUCCACCGCUGGUCAUCGCUGAGCCACUAGAAUACCACAAUCUGAACACCUCCACAGCAACCAGGAGCUACUGGGUGAUAACAGUGAUCCAAGAUGUGGACAGCUCUUCCCUGGAGGCCAACUACCAGAGCUUUGCCAGUCUCAUGGAGCAGAGGCUGGCUGAACUGUUCCUGGUGGCUGGCAGGCAGGGCUCUCGUGCUGCAAGAUCCCGCCGGGCCAGCACCGUGGGCGGCUACACUGUACAGAUGGUGAGCAUGCGGCGGCUUCCGGGUCCCAAGAACCCAGCAGAGAUGACUUACUACACCCAGCUGAAUGGGGAACCCAUCAGUGGAACCAAUGCUGCAAAGACCCUCAGCAGUCUGGACUCCCAGACUAUGGCGCUGACGCUGGGAUACUUUGUCCAAGUGCAGGCUGAACCUGUCGUGAAGACCCCGCCUAGUAAUCUAUGGAUCAUGGCCGUUCUGGUGCCUGUCUUCUUGUUAAUGGUGGUGAUUGGAAUGGUGUCCUUCAUCUUAUGUAAGAGGAACCGAGUCAUUUUUAAAACUGGCGCCUUCAGGACAUUUAAAACCCGCUCCAAGACUUCAUAUCGAAGGGAGGGCAGUUACCACCACCAGCCUGUCCAGGGCUUCGACUAUGCAAAGAAGCACAUGGGUCGAAUUGGCGAUGAGGCAGUUUCUGUUACCAAGGAGACUCUGGCGUUGGGGCUGCCUGUGCGAGAUGCUCCUCUGACCCUGUCGCUGGAUAAGAAGGUGCACCUGGAUGGGACAGGAGGCAAGAGACCACCAUCGGCUGAUAUACACAAAGGAGGACGGUUGUCGAGUGAAGAUGGCUCGGUUUCGAGUAACGGCUCUGGGAAGAUGAAUAACAGCAAAACCUCCUCAGUCAGGAGGACUAUGACCAACAGCAGCAAAAGUGGCAAGGAGGAGCUGCACAAGAGGAGCACCAUUGAUCCAUAUGAAGAACACUCGGGCUCUCUCCGCCUCAUCACCAUUAAACCCAUGACGGCCCAGCCGACUUAUUCUUACGCCUCUCCCUCAUCACGCAGUCAGGAUUCUGUUGUUGUCAAUGGGGAGUUUUCUGGUUUACAGGCAAACCACAGUGGGCUAAAGCAGAAGUCGGACAUCGAACACUACAGGAACAAACUGCGGCAGAAAGCCAGGAGGAAGGGCUAUGGAGAGUUUUCUCUUUCUGAGAGCCUCAACCACGGUUUCAGUCACCGUGAAAGCAGACACAAUCGACAUGACAGUGGAGUCAAAGAGCUGAAGUCGAUGACCGCUGAGGAGAAGAGGGCGUCCUUUGCAGGAUGUCAUAAGAGGUACUCCCACCCUCGAGAACCCACCUACUGGAGCCGGCAGUCCCUGAGCAGCCCGAGCCCAGUGGAAACAGAGAUGGAUCUGCUGGUGCUGAGAGAGAGAUCCCGGAGGGGCAUCCGAAACAACGGCUAUGAUGGUGAACCAGAACCAUUUGAGGAGACCAACAUGGACCGGCUGAUGAGCUCCCUGGGUUACGGAGGUGGAUCCACCGGAACCGGGAACAGCAGCAUCGGGGUGAAAGCUCACCGCGGCUCAGACUCCUCCACACUAAGCUCGCAGCCAUCCAUUAACGAGGUCCGCUCACAGAUGCACAUGUUGCUAGGCAACGCCUUCAGCCUGGCGCCUCCGGACCACGACCCCCCCUCGCCUCCAACAAAUCACCGCCAUCAUCUCCACCACGCCCACAGCGCCUACAAUCCGUCCCACAGCAGCCAUUACAGCGACGGAGUGACGAGCGCCCCGGGGACCAUGAACCACCCCUGUGGAGGCAGGCAGAGGAGCUUAGGCUUUGAGGACAUGCACCAGUGCAGUCUGCCUAAACCAGGUUUCCGGUUCACUCAGCUUCCUGACAUGGGCAUCGGUUCUCCCCCACCACUCAUCCCGUCCAGGCCCGUACCGCCACCUGGGACCACAUUGCAGUGCUCCACUCCUGAUCUGAAGCCUCGUGUAUCCGAGGCAUCAGACCUGCAGGCCCAGCAGCACAACGGCGCCCCCUACCUGCCGCUCUCCCGGACGCCGUUCCCUGCUGUCACCGUCGACCAGUCUGUGAGCACCUUCUCAGGAAACCCGAUAACAGCCGUCUACGCGAUAUCAGCCAAUCGUCCGGGUUACUCAGACUACUUUGUCAUGUCUCCGCCUUCAUCCUACCGGAGCCCCUCUUGGAUGUCCUACCCUCCUGAGCCUGAAGACCUGCCGCGCCAGUGGAACGACACACCUAACUCACGUCACCUGGAGACCAUCUGCUGAAGUCGCAGCCUGCCGCACCAAACAUUCUGUAGCCUGGUCUGUCUGGUGCUCUUCACCACCUCCCUGCUGCCCCCAUCUUCACCGCCCUCCCAAACAAUGCAGAUCCUCGCAUCUCUCCUUCCACAAACCUCCUGCGCUCUGAACACCUCCCUGACCCCCGAGAUGCCCAGCCAUAGUUCUCGGUGUAACGACCGUCACUGUACAGCCAGAGGCCCCUCACACAGCUGGACUGAGCCGCACCUCCCUAAAAAACCUGGACGGACAGGGAGGGUACAGCAGAUUGUGACGAGCUCUCUGCUCCAAUGACAGAAAACUGCCGUCUGCCCAGCACACCAUGACACAGUUAUGAGAACAGUGGUGCCCCAGCCAUGGCCAGCAAUCUCUUCCUUCUUUGGACUGGCCUGGACUUCCUCUGGUCUACCAGGAAGCCAGGAAAGCUGAACUGACUUCAAACUGUGGUUUGUUUUAGUUUUUUGAUGAAUCCAGAUUCAUAUAUAAACCUUCUCCAACUGGUAAAUGUGUGUAUUUUAAACUUAAGUACGGAACAAAAAUAAGAAAAAAAAAUCGUCUUGAGCUGUCUUUGUUUUAGUUUUUGAAUAUUUAUGUGCUUCUGUUUGUUUUUUUAUUUUUGUGCAUUAUCAAUGGUUUACUGUAUAAAAAAGUGAGUGUUUUCAUUACGCUCACAGUGAUUCAAGGCAAAAAAAAAAAGAAAAGCUUGACGUUCUCUGAAGAGCAAAAAGUUGGUGGUCUAGUUGUGUGUUUGGUUCUGAUGGCAUUUUAAUUCUUUGAAAAACAACUUUUCUCUUGAUCAGAUCUGUACCUAAGUCAAGACUUGGUCUCAGUCUCGGUUGAUCAUCAGUUGAACUCGGCAGCUGAAAGUGUGCGAUUCGGAGAGGCGCCGAGGUCAACUCUUGUUUUUUACUUGUAUUGUACUGUUUGAGAAACUUUUUUUUUUUCUGUUAAUUUUAUCGUCUUAAUGAGGGACUCGUCGGGCACAGACGGGCCAAAAAAUAUACUGACUCCAUGUAUCAUUGUACAUAGCAGAUGAUUUAACGAAGAGUUUUAUGCAAGGAUUCUGGGAGGGGGACGUCAUUCUGACGCCAUUUUGCUUUUGAAGAACGCUCUGACUGUUUCUCUCCUGAAGGAUGAGCUGUACCUGCUGCAACAAAGACAGUUGGAUGGAGCUCUGCAUUCACAGCAUCCAUAAUAUUUCAGUGAUGCUGAUAGCCAUAAUAGUCAAAAUACUGCAAUGUUUUAUUUUUAUUUUUUAGCAGUAAGAGAGCUCUAUUAUGUAUUUGCCCCCAUUUCUCUUGAGGAACGCUGGGAUUCUGUGAGCACACUGAUGAGAUUUGAUUCAGGAGAUUAUAGCCAUAUAUGUUAACGGCAACAGGAAAUUACAGUACCGUGUCAAAUGAAAUGGCACUAAAUGAGAGUUUAUAUGAAAUCCUGAGGCACAGAGUAGAGUUAUUGCAAAUAAACAGGUACAGUACAGAUGUGGGAAUUAGAGGGAAACUUUUAAUAAAAAGCAAAAGCUUUAGGAAGAGUUGCUCUUAUUGUGGACAGAAAUAGUAUCAAAGAACAUUUGCUUCCUGGAAUAUUGUGAAAAAAGGGAGAAACCCUAAAUAAUCCAAAUCAGUCUUCUAAUAUAACAGAGUAAAAUAAAGGAAGCUCCUUGCAGAAAUGUAGGAGGCUGUUUCUGAAAUAUGCUUUGUAUUCACUGGUGCAAAAGAAGUCUGACAUUCUGUUGUAGCUUUUUUAAAACUUUUUUUAAUCAUAAUUGCUGUGAAAGUGACACAUUAUGAGCAUAAUGUCAUCUAAAAACCACUUUGAUGUCACUUUUGGUUUAAUUGGGAUCAAAAGCAGCUUCUCGCUGUCAUGAAACUGAUAUUUUCAAGCUGUGUUUAAUUAUUGACCUCAGUAAUUUCAAAAUAACAGCUCCUUAUAUGUAUAAAGAUUAGAGGGAAUAUUUGAAGCUCUCAUUGGAGAGUGUUUUUGCAGAAAGAAGUGAGGCUGUGUUCUUUCAGUUUCCGAGCGUGGAAUAAUGGAAAGAAUCAAAAACAGACGCUGCUUUCUUUUGGGCGCUCACACAGUGCUUUUGGUGUUUUUGUCAUUGAUGUCAUUGCAGAUGAUUCGCAUCGGCGUCUUCGGAGGGAAAACACGGAUUUUAUUUAGGCGGAUCCUUUUUUUUGGGUUUUUAUGGACAAAAAAUGUAUGAGAACCUGAUGAUCGAAGUUGACAUUUAAUGCUUUACUCUGAGGGAGGGGAAGGGGGUCUUUCAGCCAUUAGAGUCACAACAGGACACUGUGACACCGCGGCUGCGCUGAUGAUGUCACACAAUCGCCACCUGGGCGUGGAGGAGGUCAUGGUGGCGCCAGUGAACACUGAUGGAUGUAGUUAUGCAGAAAACUUUUUGGUGAAUUUGAACAAUAAAUACAAGUUUCAUUCUCAA
Messenger RNA from Oryzias latipes (Japanese medaka), 7308 nucleotides. Its product is annotated as KIAA1549-like a. The record is from RefSeq and is a predicted model, not a curated record. NCBI's taxonomy places the organism in Eukaryota, Metazoa, Chordata, Actinopteri, Beloniformes, Adrianichthyidae.